Trichogramma pretiosum is the source of this 3137-nucleotide messenger RNA. RefSeq names its product cyclin-dependent kinase 5 activator 1 (gene Cdk5alpha). Gene Ontology annotation, molecular function: cyclin-dependent protein serine/threonine kinase activator activity; protein kinase binding. The transcript is spliced from 4 exons. Lineage: Eukaryota; Metazoa; Arthropoda; Insecta; Hymenoptera; Trichogrammatidae. Gene Ontology annotation, biological process: positive regulation of cyclin-dependent protein serine/threonine kinase activity; activation of protein kinase activity. The coding region runs from base 1619 to 3127 and encodes 502 amino acids. Gene Ontology annotation, cellular component: cytoplasm; protein kinase 5 complex. The record is from RefSeq and is a predicted model, not a curated record.
GCUUUGAGCCUGAGAUAGAGAGAGAGAGUAAUUCGCUCGCGGCUGCAUUAUCAAAACAAGUCGCAGGCAGUUGCACCACUAGUCGUCGUCUGCACGCCUUGGAGCCAGCUCGAGCUUUAUAACGCGGCCAGCACCACCAGCUUCGGUGUACGCGUCCGUACAGAUAUCAAUCAGAUCGAAGAAUCAGAGCUGCGGUGUCGCAGUCUCUCUUCGAAUCUCGCGUAUAACGCGUCGUGCGACAGAGCAGAAAAAAGCUCCCGUCAAAAAUUAAAAAAAAAAGCUCCUCGUGUGCCGCGCAGGGAUAGAGUGCACGAGACGAGUCCAUAAGGAUCAUCGUAGCAGCAGCACGCGCGACUUUGGCCCCUACGUGUGUGCGUGUGUGUGCGGUGCAGCGUGCCGAGCUUUCGUUACAACAACAACAACCACCACCACCACUACUAGCAAAAGCUCCAUAGCUCGUCGCUCCCUUCUUCUAUGCGCGGGCUUUGCGGGCUUUGCUGCUGAAUAAUUUCGCGCGUCGACUCGGUGUGUCCGAGUGUGUUUGUGUGUGUGUUCAUAGAGCAGUGAGUGCGCGCAUUCGUCUGUACUCGUGUGCGUUGUGUUUACGGUGUUGUGGGCGAGCGGAGCUACCCCGUAGAGGUAUACGUACAUCCCCCGCUCGGCUCCGUAUAUAUCCGUUCGUUUCGUCGCUGUGCGUGUGUGUGUGUGCGUGCAAACGCGACGCGAGUGAGGGUGUCGCGCACGCUACACACAGCUAUAGGCACGGCCAGUGGCAGCAGCAGCAGCAGAAAAGCCAGAGCAGCAGUCGCAAGGCAGUAGUAGCGGAGUAGCAGCAACGCGGGUGCGAGGGAGAGAUCGAUCGGUUCGCUCGCUCGCUCGCUCGCGCCAUUUUGUCUGUGUGUCUGUCUCUCGGCACAGUACCCUUCGGAGUGACUGAGCAAGAGAGAGAGGCCUUAUACAGAGGGCGAAGCGUCCGCCAAAGACGUACCAAAUAACAAAAAGGAUAAUAACGGUUGCAUACGCUGCAAGUUUAAAGACCAUCUCUCGCGAGGCGACCGACAGCCAGUAGUGGUGAAAGCUCACGCAAGUUUGUGUCUAUUACGAGUGCGCGUACAUAUAUAGAGGGUGCCUCGUCGCGAGGGAGCAGAGGUAUAUAGAUACAGAGUGUCGGUGUGAGUGCGUAUACAGCAGUGUGGGUGGUGGUGCAGAGAGAGAAGUGAGAUAGAGACAGAGAGAGUCGCGAGCUCAUUUCGGUCCAGUCCGCAAAGGCGCCAGGCUGGGAGGACGGCUGAGCGAGGUCGUGGGUCCCGUGGUGGAGGAAGCAGUCGAGCCGGGCGAUGCCUCGUCGAGCAGCAGCCCGACUAGGCUGACGGCCGGAUCCGGAGCGCCGCCAACGAGGGAGCAAGCCUCGGCGGCCAGCAGCAUCCUCGCCCUAGCAGCCGGCACUGUGCCCCGCGUGCAGCCCCCAGCCCCACCCAGAAUAACCAGCCUCAGCCCGGCGCGGCCACCCAAUAAUACCAGUGAACAACCCAUCGACCAAGAGGCCCUCGUAGCCACAGAACAUUUGUAUUCGUCGAACGAUUCGGAGCAGCAGCAGCAGCGGGACCCGAUACCUGAGAUGGGUACGGUUCUGUCGCUGAGCCCUCGGGACAGGCACGGCCACGGCUCGUCGUCGACCACCGCCACCACCAGCACCAGCGUCGUGCUGCAGCAGUCCCAGAGCUGCGGCACCAUCGCCAGCAGCGCCGGUCAGCAUCAUCAGCGGCCGACCAGCGUAGUCAGCAAUUACAGCAACUACGCCGAGCAGUUGAACAACGUCAAGAACAAGAGCGUCGCCGUGGCCGCCUGCGCCACCAGCGCGACGACCAUGACGAAUCAGACGGUGAGCGCCGCCGCGAAUCAGGCCAGCAUGACCGCGACGUCGGCGGCGGCGGUGCUAGGGGUGGCCACCACGACGACCUCCUCGUCGGCCACCGGCACCACGGCCCUCGUCACGACGACGACCACCACGACGACGACGCAGACGACCAAUAAUUCGUCCUCGCUGCAGAACAACAACAUCAACCUCAACAACAACGACAACGCGCGCAUCAUCUCCGAGAAGACGGCCCUCGAGAAGAAUCUCAAGAAGAACUCGUACAUCAUCGGGGCCCUCUCGUGGAAGAGGUUCAGCACAGUCAACAAUAACAAGAAGAAGCUCGACAAUAAGAACAAGAACGCCAAGUUCCGACAGCCGCUCGACAACAUUCCUAUUACCGAUAAGAACAAGAACAUCCAGACGCCCCAGGUGUCGAUGAUCGGGCCACCGAUGAACGCGUCCUUUUAUUCGUACCAGACGAAGGCGCCUAUUCUGAACAACAACAAUCAUCAACAGCAGCAGCAGCAUCACCAUCAUCCGCACCUGCAGCACUCGCACACGACGACGGGCGUGUCGCUCUGCAAUCAGGAGAACAAGCUGCUGCACAAUCAUCAUCAUCACCACCACCAUCAGCAGCAGCAGCAGCAGCAGCAUCAGUUGAGCAGCGGUGGCAAGCAUCAUCAUCAGCAGCAGCAGCAGCAGGCGCCGGCCUCGAGGAAGACGGUCAUACAGGCGUCGACGUCGGAGCUGCUCAAGUGCCUCGGCGUCUAUCUGCACGCCAAGUGCGUGAAGCUGCGCGACUUUCAGGCCGGCGACGCCGUCAUGUGGCUGAGGACGGUCGACCGCAGCCUGCUGCUGCAGGGCUGGCAGGACGUGGCGUUCAUCAAUCCGGCCAACGUCGUGUUCGUCUACAUGCUGGUGCGCGAGCUCGUCGACGGCAAGGAGGCGAGCGAGCGCGAGCUCCAGGCCACGGUGCUCACCUGCCUCUACCUGUCCUACAGCUACAUGGGCAACGAGAUCAGCUACCCGCUGAAGCCGUUCCUCGUCGAGGACAGCAAGGACAAGUUCUGGGACCGCUGCCUGCUGAUCGUCAAUCGGCUGAGCGCCAAGAUGCUGCGCAUCAACAGCGAGCCCGGCUACUUCACCGAGAUCUUCUCGGAGCUGAAGGGCUAUGGAACAACGGACCGUAGCAGCCUGGCGCCGCCUGUGAACGGCCUCGAGCGAAACCUCGUUGUCUCCGGGGUCGCAGUCCCAACCAAGGCAGCUUGACGGAGCUACA